GGGAAGCGGUCGCGGCGUUAACCAAUAUAAAUCUGGACUCCCUCAAAUAGCCGAAAAGAUGAAGGCAGUGGAUGAGCCUGCCUAUCUCACUGUGGGGACUGAUGUGAGUGCCAAAUACAGAGGUGCCUUCUGUGAGGCCAAAAUCAAGACUGUAAAGCGCUUGGUUAAGGUCAAGGUGACUUUGAAAGGGGAGAGCACAUCACAGGUCGUGCAGGAUGACCAGGUCAAAGGGCCACUGAGGGUUGGCUCUACUGUCGAGGUGAAGACCAAUGAGGGACUCUCCAGUGAGGCAGUCAUCAGCAAGCUGACAGAUGCCAGCCUCUACACAGUGGUGUUUGAUGAUGGAGAUGAGAAGACUCUGCGGAGGACAUCCCUGUGCCUGAAGGGAGAGAGACAUUUUGCAGAGAGUGAGACGUUGGACCAGUUACCAUUGACAAACCCAGAACAUUUUGGUACUCCAGUCAUUGGCAAGAAGUCCAACCGUGGCGGUCGACGCUCCUCUCAGGCCAUUGCUGAUGAGGAUGACUCUUCAUCAAGUGAGGAUGAGGAGGAGGACAGGAGGAGGCUGAAGGAUGAGCUGCUUGGGAAAGUUUGCUGCAUCCAGAUGGGAAGUGACCGCAGCAGUUGGUACCUGGCCCUGGUUGUGUCUCCCAGUUGUACCGAUGAGGUGGCUGUGAAGAAGGACCAGUGUCUGGUCAGAUCCUUCUCAGACUCCAAGUUUUACACUGUGGCCCGGAAGGACAUCACUGUCAUCACAGCUGACGGUAUCAUGAAGCCUGAGUUCAUCUGCAGGAAAGGUCAUGAAGGAGCCCAAUGUUUCCUGAGAAGCCAAGAGGUUCCAGAAGUUUGGAAAAUGGACAUGAGUCAGAUCCUUGACUCCUCCUCUAGUGAUGAGGAAGAGGAGGAUGAAGAAGACAAGGAGAGUGAAGAGGAGGAAGAGGAGGAGGAAGAUGAGAAGAAAAAGAAGAAAAGCAUUAAAGAAGAGCCGGAGGAGGAGCCAGACCCAGAGGAGAGAGACCAAUUCCUGCAGCAGCUAUAUAAAUUCAUGGAAGACAGAGGGACUCCUAUUAACAAGCCUCCAGUCCUCGGCUAUAAAGACCUCAACCUCUUCAAGCUCUUCAGGCUGGUUUACCAUCUGGGAGGCUGUCAUAAAAUUGAGAGUGGUACGGUCUGGAAACAGGUUUAUAUGGACCUUGGAAUCCCAGUCCUCAACUCUGCUGCUUCCUACAAUGUCAAGACCGCCUACAGGAAGUACCUGUAUGGUUUUGAGGAAUACUGUCGUUCAGCCGCAAUCACCUUCAGAACCAUCCAUCACAACAACCCUCGCCCUUCCCCAACACCGUCCAAUCACAAGACUGCAGGAGUAGAGCUCAAGGACUCUGCACCCAUCAAGAUGGAGCCUGCUGAGGAUAAGGCGAAGGAAGAGGUGGAGUCUGAGUGUGAGAGUGAGAAGGGAGAUGUGAAGGAGAGACAUGUUUCCUCCAGGGGGCGGAGGAGGUGUGUGAGGAGUGAGGGCAGAGGGGAGCGAAUGAGGGAGAGACACCUGAAGGAGGAGAACCGGGGUGGAGCUGAUGAGACCAGCGGGGAGGAGCAAAAGGAUGUUGAGAAAGAGGCUCUGACCAGGAGGCGCGGUAAUCGGCGCAUUGAUGACUCAGAUAAGGAAUCUGAUGAGGAGGAGGAGGAGGAAGAAGACGAUGAGGAGGAAGAGGAGGAAGAAGACGAGGAGGAAGAGGAGGAAGAAGAUGGAAGGGGAGAGAGGACUGAGGAAGAGGAGGAUGGGGACUCAGUGACUGGGACAAAGGUCAGGGUAAAAUAUGGCAGAGGAAAGACCCAGAAGAUCUACGAGGCAAACAUCAAGAGGACAGACACCGACGAUGGAGAGCAGAUCUACCUCGUCCAUUACUACGGCUGGAACGUCAGGUAUGACGAGUGGGUGAAGGCCGACCGCAUUAUCUGGCCAGUGGACAAAGGAGGAACAAAGAGAAGAGCCAGGAAGAGGGCAAAGAAUAAAGACAGAGAGGAGGGCGAUGCUGAGAGGGGAGAGGAGGAGAAGGUGUUGAAGGUUGGGGGGGUGAGGAGGGGUCGUCCCCAGGUCAGGACUCCACCAACUAACCCCACCGGCCGCAGCGUGUCGAAAACACCGAGCACUGAGAGUUGCUCAGGCAGCAAGACCAGCCGGACAGAGGCCUCCGUCAGCCUUCCUAAUGGAGAGAAUACCCCAAGGAGGCGCACCAGGAGAACCUCUGGAAUGUACGACUCCGACAGGGCUUCAAACGAGGAUUCGGGGAACUCAUCAGAGGACAGCGAAUCAGACGAGUGUCCUGAUAAAAAGCAUCUGGUGUGGAGUGACAGACUGGAGCCAGCUUCCUCCUGUCCUCAGGAAGAGGGUCCAGAGAUGCCAGAGGAGGUACAGGAGGUGAAACAGGAGGAAGAGGAGGAGAAGAAACCUGCUGAUGGUUUGGCCAAUGAUGCCCCUCCUGUUGCCAACACCGCCAUCACCAUGACAACAGCAGCAGCAGCUCAAGAGGCAGCUGCUGCCAUACCGCCAUGUCCCAGCAUGCCCCACGAGCAGCCUGAGAAUCCCCUCAUCCAAUCAGAGAAGAAGGAGGUGGAGAAAGGGGAGGAGUCUUUGGCUGAGGUACAUGAGCAGCAGAGUCAUACACCUCCCACCUCCUCCCCCCUCCCUGAGGAGUCCUCCCCUAUUUCCCCUAGGGCCAAAGGUCGUAGGUCAAACCUGAGAGAGGUGGGAUCUGAAACUCCACCCACAAACCCCAACUGCACCACUACUGCCACACCUGCUAUGCUCACUAUCACCCCCAACCACAAGGGGGCGCUGCCCUCUCCUCCACGAGGAGUCUUAAAGCGACAGGAGGAGCCCAUGGUGGUUCUGCACUGCCUGCCCUCCCAGCACCUCCCACCCGAGGCUUCCGACACUGACUCUGCUUCUGAGGAGGAGGAGGAGAGGAGCAGCCCAGCAGGAGGUGUUGUCACAGCAACCAAGCGUAAAGCCCUGGACCAAGGAUCACCCGACAAGAAAGUUCGAUUAGACCGCAGAGAUGAGACCAAAACGGGAGUCCUGCCCAAGAUGGCCACCACCUCACCCAAACCCUUCCCUUCGCCACUGAGGAGGACAGAGGUCGACAAGAGAAGUGAGGAAGAGCUGAAGGGAGAGGAGUGGCUGAGGGGCAAGGAGGAGAAACCAAAUGAGGGUGUUGAGGAGUGUCUGAUGGGGGGUGCAAAGCCUCUGAGCCUGGAGCCACAGCUCUGCCAGGAAGUAGCAGGAGCAGGACAGGAGGAGGCUCCAUCGGUGGAGGAACUCCCUCAGAUGGGCCCGGAGGCCCUGGUCUGCCACGAGGUCGACCUGGAUGACCUAGACGAUAAGGAGAAACCGUCCUCUGGAGGAGAACAUCUCCUCCUGAUGAUGAGGGAGCAGCCUCAGCACCUCCUCCAGACUCCUCUCUCUGCUCCCCUACCCCAGGCCCUCCCCCCCACCUCCUCCUGUUUAGAGGAGAGCCAUGUGGGGAGGAGUGAAGGCAGAGCUGCUUCAGAGAAGGAGCGAGGAGCAGCGAGUGUGGAGUUACAGGACGUGAUGGGAGAGGACAUCCAUCAUGGCCUUGAUGCUGUCACCUCCUCCAGCAGCUCCUCUUUGUCUCUGCAGGAGGGCAGAGACAGAGGUCAGAAGAGGCUGAUGGAUUCUAACUCCAGCCCCUCUGCUAAGAAACAGAGACGCAGCAACAAAAGACCAAACACACUCGGCAAGGCCGAGAAGAAUGGGACUGGCCACAGCAGUGACAGUGAGGAUCUGGCCACGCUUGAGCACUCCGCCAAGCUGAGCACUCCACUCAAACCCGCCCUGGUCAAAGGUCAGAAGGUCAGCCGCUCACCAGGCCCAGGCCAUGGCCUGGCCUCACCUUCUUGCCCAAGCAGAGAGCAGGAGCGAGACAAGCACAAAGACAAGCAGGGCUUCCCCUCGCCACAGCGCACAUACAAAUGGACCUUUCAGCUCAAUGAGUUGGACAGUAUGUCAAGUACAGAGAGGAUCUCCUUCCUGCAGGAGAAGCUACAGGAGAUCAGGAGAUACUAUAUGACACUGAAGUCGGAGGUGGCUUCCAUUGACAGACGCAGGAAGAGAUUAAAAAAGAAGGAGAGAGAAGUAACUAAUACGACGGCCUGUACCUCGUCUGGCUCGUCAGACACAGGGAUGAGUCCGUCUGCUGCCUCCCCCUCUCAGAACACUGUGGCUGUGGAAUGCAGGUGACACGCCCACACACCGCUAACCCAGCCCCCUCUACUCCACCCACCCAAUCACAUCCUGCCCCAGGGCAUGCUGGGUAAUCCUCUGGAAGUCCUGCUCUGCUGGCGGUUGAGACAAUGACUGGUUAGUUUUUCUGUCUUUGUCUCUCUGGAAGCCAUUUCAAACCAGACUGAGGAGGGAGACAGGAAGUGCUUCCUAAUGUUGAGACUUGUGGUAACUGGUCGAGUCCCUGUCUAAACAGAGACAGAGAGAGACAGACAGACAGAGAGAGAGAGAGAGACAGAGAGAGAGAGAGAGAGCGAGCGAGCGUCGCUUCCUGUAGUGAAGCCAGACAGAGGGAGGGAUGAAUGUAAAUGAGUGUGUCUCUCUCUCCAUGUCUCACUCUUCCUCCCGGUCUUCUUUGAUGGUAUUGGAGACAAACCCAGAGGAGUCCGCAGUUUUUAUGGUUCUGUUCUUUAAAAAGGUCAAAGGCCAAAUCGGUUGAGUUCAGUUCUCCGUCAGUGCUGCCAGAGGUGGUCCCGAUCCGGGAGAGAAAGACGGGAAGUGGCUUCUCCAUGGCGACAUGAUGUCACAGCACAGCUCAUUAUGCAAGCUCUUUUUUGUUUUUUGGUCAGCGCUCUUUUUGAGGAGGCCAAAGUGAAGUGAUCCUGGGAGGUCUUCAGCAGACUGGUGGCCCCCUCAUGGUUUAUGUGUCCCUUUUCUACAGAAUCAGAGCAUUUAUUUUGGUAUGGCAAAGUUUCACUAAGCAUAAAUCUCAGUGGAGAAAUUAUUUAAUGAAUAUUUCCUAGAGCUCAACAUUUUGUUUUGUGUAAAAUAAAGGUGUGUGGCAUAUUGUCCAGUAUAUUUAUUUAGUUUGUGUUUGUUGUCCACGGGGAGGAAGAGGGGCUCUCCUCUCCAUCUCCUCCUCCUCCUCCUCCUCUCUCCAUUGCUUUCCUCUCCUGGUUUUCAACCUGUUUUGACUUUCAGCCGUUAAGUUGGAACCGACGUUGACCCUCCUGGGAACCACACCACGCAUUUGAAAACGUUUUACACAACUGUAAAGAAGGAUUUGUAUCGUUUUCUAAGAAGACUGUUUGUACCGUUGUAUGAGCAGCUAGUUUUUUUAUGUGUUGUUGGGUAGAGAGCAGGGGAGUGUAAAUACACGGCUGUCUGUCACGGACCCUUGGAUCCUCGGUAAAGCCAUGGUUGUAUCUUCAUGUAAAAUAAGCAGAGCUCUCUUGGUUUCUAAUAAAGUUUUUA
Molecule: messenger RNA, 5494 nt
Organism: Lampris incognitus (smalleye Pacific opah)
Lineage: Eukaryota; Metazoa; Chordata; Actinopteri; Lampriformes; Lampridae
Gene: arid4a
Product: AT rich interactive domain 4A (RBP1-like)
Exons: 25
Coding region: 59-4258 (1399 amino acids)
Biological process (GO): regulation of transcription by RNA polymerase II
Cellular component (GO): nucleus
Molecular function (GO): transcription cis-regulatory region binding
Source: RefSeq, a predicted model, not a curated record